Aquila chrysaetos chrysaetos is the source of this 4127-nucleotide messenger RNA. It is a transcript of the gene VWA5B2, whose product is annotated as von Willebrand factor A domain containing 5B2. The record is from RefSeq and is a predicted model, not a curated record. NCBI's taxonomy places the organism in Eukaryota, Metazoa, Chordata, Aves, Accipitriformes, Accipitridae.
GGCACAGGGAGCGAGGGAUGGAGCGAGGGCGGUGAAGGAGCCAGUGCCAGAGAGGGAGCCUGCAGCAGGGAGAGGCGGGGAAGGACCGCUCAUCCCCCCUGGGUACCGCAGCCCCCCAGCCAGAGGGGCAGGGAAACCCACCCCCAGGGCAGAGGGCUCUGCGGAGGGCAGGGACCCAGUGGGUGCUGAGCAGAGCCUGCAGCCCCUGUGUCAUCCUCCUCCUCCAGGUGCCUGCUGAGGGACCAUGCCGGGCCUGUAUGCCCUCUCCUCCUGGGAAGCUCUGCCCCUGAAGAGCUCCAGGGUGAAGGCUUGUGCCAACGGGUAUUCCCUGAGCAUCACCGCUCACCUCGUGUACACCAACCCCCACGAGGAGCCCGUGGAAGGCAUCUUCAUCUACCCGCUGGAGGAGUCGGAGGUGGUGGCCGGUUUCGAGGCAGCAGCGGGCAGCCGGCGGGUGACGUUCCAGGUCCAGAACCGGCACCGGGCGCAGAACUGCUGCCUCCAGUGCGGCCCCAGCCCUGGCCGGCCGCGGCGCUGUGCCGGUGGCCACCUCGUCCUGGACGAAGAUGCGGAGCGCUCCACCUUCGUCAUCGUCACAGGCGUGCUGUGCCCAGCGGAGAGCCUGGCUGUCACCCUGAGCACGGCGCAGGAGCUGGCCACGCUGCCGGACGGGGCCCUGCGUCUCCUCCUCCCCCCCGUCCUCAUGCCCUGCAUCCCCACCGUCCCCGAGAGCGAGCCGGCAAGCUUGUGUGACGACAGCCCCACCAGCUGUUUUGGGGGGCCGGGUGCCCGGAGCCAGCCAUCCCCCGCAGCGCCUGUGGAGAGCAUGGACGUCUUUCGGGGACGACCCUGCAACCCUUUUCCUUACGAGUUUGCCUUCGAGCUGCUGGUGAAGGGCCCCUGCUUGCUGGCAGGGCUGGAGAGCCCGUCCCAUGCCCUGCGAGCCGACGCCGACCCCUGGGCCAGCUCUGCCACCACCACCUGCGUCACCCUGGCCGAGCCCCACCGCUACGACAGGGACCUGGAGAUCAUCCUUUACCCCUGCGAGCCCCACCACCCCCACCUGGUGAUGGAGGACGGCACCAUGACGUACCCCGAGUACGAGGCUCACGUCCGGAGCCGCCGGGAUUACAUGCGGAUCGCCAGGAAGGACGGCAGUGGCGAGAGACAGGUGGCUUUUGUGCAGAAGCGUUUCCACAAAGACAUCUUCCCCAACCCCGUGCUGAUGCUGAACUUCUGCCCGGCGGCGGAGGGUGUCCCCGGGGACCUACAGAGCGUCACCCGCGAGGUCCUCUUCCUCGUCGACCGCAGCAGCACCAUGAGCGGCCCCGACCUUGACAAGAUGAAGGAGGCUUUGCUGGUGGCCCUGAAGAGCCUCCCGUCGGGGACGCUGCUCAACAUCGCUGGCUUCGGCGCCGACAUCAAGCCACUCUUCCCAUCCAGCCGCCUCUGCAGCAACGAGACGCUGCGGCGUGCCUGCGAGUACCUCGGCGGGCUGCGGGCAGACGCGGGCAGCACCAACCUGCUGGCAGCCCUGGGCUGGGCGCUGGCACAGCCCCUCCACCACGGCUACCCCCGCCAGCUCUUCCUCUUCACCGACGCGGCGGCGGGCAACACGGGCAGGAUCCUCCGGCUGGUGCGCAGGCAGGCCAGCACCGUCAGGUGCUUCAGCUUUGGCAUGGGCCCGCGGGCGUGCCGGCGGCUGCUGAAAGGCAUGGCCAAGGUGAGCCGGGGCCGCGCCGAGUUCUUGAGCCCGGCCGAGAGGCUGCAGCCCAAGCUGAUCAAGUCCCUGAAGAAGGCGAUCGAGCCGGCCAUCAGCGACAUCACCAUCGACUGGUACGUCCCUGACAGCAUGGAGGCUCUGCUCUCGCCCACCGAGCUCCCGGCCCUCUACCCCGGCGACCGCCUUGUCAGCUACUGCGUCCUCUACAGCAUCGCCCGCUUCCGCGACAGGCGCCCGCCGGGCUGGGAAGGGGCUCGCCGGGGCUCAGCCUUCCCCUUCCAGGAGGAGGUGCCCAGUCCCGGGGAGAGCCGCCAGCCGCCCCGGAGCACCCCGGGAUCCAGGGAUGCCUCCCUGGAGCUCUCCGCUGAGGGCACUGAGACAUCAGAGCGGAGUGCGGAUCCCAUUUCGGGGGGAGACAUCUGGAAGCGAAUUUACCAGCCCUCCUACAUCCAGGAGCAGUACGUCCUGACGCACUGCUCCGUCAGCACCGACCGCAGCCGGGGGCUGCUCUCCCGCAGCUCCACCAGCAGCGAGUCCACCGGCUCCCGGGACGUGGCCCCCGAGGGCGGCUCCUCGGCCCCCGGCACCGAUGCCACCUCGCAGCAGGGCCAGAAGAGCCUGUCCCUCUGCGAGUCCUCCACCAAGUCUGCCCCGCUGCCCUCCACCCUGGCUGGCACCAAGGUGACGGUGGCCCUGAGCAUGGAGGAGCUGGCGCGGCGGAAGAAGGUGCUGGCACGCGCCGCCCUGGCCAGCCGCAGCUUUUCCUCGCCGCACGGAGAGCUGGAUGCCCACCGGCUCUGCCAGGCCCUGGAGAAGGUGUCGCAGAAGAGGAACCAGUCCCUGGAGGGGCGGCUGGACGAGCUGGGACCCCGGGCACAGCGGCUGCAACCCAGCGCGGUGGAGUCAAAUAACCUCCUCUCGCCCACCCACCUGGACUGGGACAUGCUGGUGGAGCCCUCCUACCUCUUCAGCGCCUCGCCGGUGCCCGAGCCGGGGGAGCCCAGCCUGGGCGAUGCCAGCCUGCCCCUGCGCUGCCAGGUGGUGAUCCACGCGCUGCGAGCCGGCAAGCCGGUGUCCUGGGAAGUGACGGCCUCGCUGGAGUCGCUGCUGCAGCCCCAGGAGGGGCCAGGCAGGGAGGACCCUCCGCGGCGGGGGGGCAAGGCCUGGGACAAGCCGCUGCACCGCUUGGCAGCACACUCCGUCAUCCGGGAUAACGAGAACGCGGCGCAGAGGGAAGCCGAGCUGGAGCAGGGUUUCGCCCGCCGGUUUCGCCUGAAAGCCGUGCAAACCAGCAAAGCCUGCAACGUGCCUUCUCUCUACACCCGCCUGGUGCCUGUGGAUGGUGCCACACAGGCAGCCCUGCCCGCAGCCCCUGAGGUGUGGGGCACAGCUGGCUCGGCCAGUCGGCCACGAGCCGCCACGGAAGGGAGCUGGCACCGCAGGAGCUCCUUGGCAGGUCUGGGCCAGCAGCGGGAUGCGGAGGAGCAGGAUGAGGCCCCCAUCGCUGCAGAGCGAGACGAGACCCCUGGGUCUCCGGCCAGCAUCUCCUCCCCUACCUACGGCUGGGAAAAGCAGAACUGCUCGAAUGGGCCUCCGACCAGCCCCUCCACCACCUCCAUGGGCUCCCAGAAAUCCACAGAGAGCAUCGCUGGCUCCAGGUUUAGCCUGAGCAGGCGCAGGGGGCCCAGCCUGGCGCUGCGCCCGCCGUGCCUCAGCCCAGAAAGCGAGCACUCCAGCAACCACGCCAGCCAUGACUACCUCCCGCUGGUGCAGCUGCAGCAAGCCCAGGGGCCGUUCCAGCUCACCGAGAGCUUCUCCGAAGUGGUGCAGAUCCCCCUGGACCGCCUGCGCCGGGCCUCCCCCUACGCCUCCCACCGAGCCAGCCUCAGCCCCACAUCCCCGGGGGCCAGGAGCAGCCCCGAGGCAGGGCCCGGCGGCGAGGAGCCCGCCGCAGCCCCACAGCCCGGCUCGCCCCCGUCCCGGAGCACUUGCUCCGAGGUGCCCAGUGCAGCCGUGUGGGUGCAGGUGGACAGCGGGCACGGCUCCGAGUCCGACACUGGCCCCCACUCGGCCGCCCCCUCCGAGGCUGGCGUGAGCUGGCAGGACGUGGGGCCGGAGGACCUGGAGAGCGCCAGCUGGGCCACGGCGGUGGCCUUGGCGUGGCUGGAGCAUCGCUGCGCCGGCUUCUUCGAGGAGUGGGAGCUGGUGGCGGCCAAGGCGGACGCGUGGCUGCAGGCGCAGCGGCUGCCCGAGGGGGUGGACGUGGGCUGCCUCAAAGGGGCGGCCAGGCACUUGUUCCUGCUGCUGCGUCACUGGGACGAGAACAUCAAGCUGAACAUGCUGUGCUACAACCCCAACAACGUCUGACGGCCACCGGCGGGGCCAAUAAAGAUGCCUGGCUCCA